This is a messenger RNA of Aspergillus brunneoviolaceus CBS 621.78, 514 nucleotides long. RefSeq lists its product as uncharacterized. The record is from RefSeq and is a predicted model, not a curated record. NCBI's taxonomy places the organism in Eukaryota, Fungi, Ascomycota, Eurotiomycetes, Eurotiales, Aspergillaceae. Bases 46 to 375 code for a protein of 109 amino acids. The transcript has 2 exons.
GGGGUCUCUAUAGCCCGCCGAAAGCUUACUGGCCUCAGGCUUGUCAUGCCCACUGUCUUCCUGCGGGUCGGAACUUCUCUCAUCUUGACCUUCAACCUCACCCCACUUCACUCAACGACUAACUCAACACAACCCUUUUUUGAACGGUCGCCACUUUUCCUAAGCUGCGUCUCGCUUGCCUUCCUCUUUUUUUCUUUUCCCUCCUUUCCAUUGAUUCAUAUUUGCUUUUCACGUUUGCUACUGCGCUUCUGCUACUCUCUCAUCGUUUCACCGUCGCUAUGUCAUCGACAAGACCUCAAGUGUCCCAAGUCGCUUUGCCGGGUUUCAAUCGCCCUCUUGCUUACCUGGCUGGAAAUCCUUUCCCAAAUGCUGUAGAACCUAUUCCACUGAUUAUGAUCGGGUGAGCCUAUGUGUCGGGGAGGCAUAUGAAGCCACGAAGCAAAGUUCUGAUACAAGGUGAAGGGGCCAGAGAACGUCAUGGGAGUUAGCCAUGCUGCAGAUAAUGGAAAGAAUC